This is a messenger RNA of Clonostachys byssicola, 798 nucleotides long. The record is from the annotation of a GenBank genome assembly. Lineage: Eukaryota; Fungi; Ascomycota; Sordariomycetes; Hypocreales; Bionectriaceae.
AUGGCGGCAACUGAAUCUAACCCGCUUCUUCUCCAAGCGUAUAGUCGCAAGUUCAUCCACGGUUGUCAUAUUUUACAUCAUAGUCGGGUCUUGGACGCCUUCGGCCAUCUUUCAUUCCGCCAUCCUGGCCAGCAUGACGUCUUUAUAAUGUCUCUCUCUGCCGCUCCAGGGACUAUAUCUUCGCCUAAAGACUUGAUCGCUUACAGAGUCAGCGACGCUGAGCCUUUGGAUUCCACGCCGUACAAGGGCUAUGAGGAAAGGCGAAUCCAUUCCGAGAUCUACAAAUUACACAAGGAUGUCAAUGCCAUUGUCCACAGCCACUCGGAAGCAGUAGUCCCCUAUACCAUCAGCAAUGCGCCACUGAGGGCUUGCUACCACAUGGCAGGGUUCUUGGGUGUCAAGGGGGCCGCAGUCUUCGACAUCGCCGAGCACAGAGACCCGGCUCUCGGGGCUGACAUGCUAGUCCGAACCGAAAAGACUGGAUCUGCCCUGGCUAGGACCUUUGAUGAGACGAACCGUGUCACACUCAUGCGGGGCCACGGGUUCACCUUGGUUGCGGACAGCAUUGAAGUGGCCGUUAUGUGGGCGAUAUACACACAGAAGAACGCUCUGAUUCAAACCACUGCUACAACGCUUCAAUCUCUGUACGGCACUGGUGGAUCUGUGAGCGACUUGCAUCUUCUAAAUAAUGAGGAGGCUACACUCGCGGAAGAUAUGACGAAGAGGACGGUUCAGAGACCAUGGCAAUUAUGGGUACGGGAAGUUGAGGUGUGCGGGCUUUAUGUCAAUACUGCGUAG